Molecule: messenger RNA, 12613 nt
Organism: Artibeus jamaicensis (Jamaican fruit-eating bat)
Lineage: Eukaryota; Metazoa; Chordata; Mammalia; Chiroptera; Phyllostomidae
Gene: ACACA
Product: acetyl-CoA carboxylase alpha
Exons: 56
Coding region: 199-7239 (2346 amino acids)
Biological process (GO): fatty acid biosynthetic process
Molecular function (GO): acetyl-CoA carboxylase activity; metal ion binding; ATP binding
Source: RefSeq, a predicted model, not a curated record
GCGGACCUGGUGCUGCGCGCCUGUCAGCCAUCGCCAGAGCUCCCCGCGUCUCCUCCCGCCAAGCACCGUCCCCGCGCAGGGGGUCCGGGACCGCCGGACCGUGGACAUCGCCAGCCUGAGGUGAGUUCUUUUUGGAAGUGGAUAUCUGCUCAGACAGUAAGACUCAUAAGAGCUCUGAGAGCUUAUUUUGAAGAAAUAAUGGAUGAACCAUCCCACUUGGCCAAACCUUUGGAGCUGAAUGAGCACUCCCGAUUCAUAAUUGGUUCCGUGUCUGAAGAUAACUCAGAGGAUGAGAUCAGCAACCUGGUGAAGAUGGACCUACUGGAGGAGAAGGAAGGUUCUCUGUCACCAGCUUCUGUCAGCUCGGAUACACUCUCUGAUGUGGGGAUCUCUGGCCUGCAGGAUGGCUUGGCCUUACAUGUGAGGUCCAGCAUGUCUGGCUUGCACCUAGUAAAGCAAGGUCGAGACCGAAAGAAAAUAGACUCACAGAGGGAUUUCACUGUAGCUUCUCCAGCCGAAUUCGUUACUCGUUUUGGGGGGAAUAAUGUGAUUGAGAAGGUUCUUAUUGCCAACAACGGCAUUGCAGCAGUGAAAUGCAUGCGUUCUAUCCGUCGGUGGUCUUAUGAGAUGUUUCGAAAUGAACGCGCAAUCCGAUUUGUCGUCAUGGUCACACCUGAGGAUCUUAAAGCCAAUGCAGAGUACAUUAAGAUGGCAGAUCACUAUGUGCCAGUGCCAGGAGGACCAAACAACAACAACUAUGCAAACGUGGAAUUAAUUCUUGAUAUUGCUAGAAGGAUCCCAGUGCAAGCAGUGUGGGCUGGCUGGGGUCAUGCUUCUGAGAAUCCCAAGCUCCCAGAACUUCUUUUGAAAAACGGCAUCGCCUUCAUGGGUCCGCCAAGCCAGGCCAUGUGGGCUUUGGGGGAUAAGAUUGCAUCUUCCAUAGUGGCUCAAACUGCAGGUAUCCCAACUCUUCCCUGGAGUGGCAGUGGUCUUCGUGUGGACUGGCAAGAAAAUGAUUUUUCAAAACGUAUCUUAAAUGUUCCUCAGGAACUCUAUGAAAAAGGCUAUGUGAAGGAUGUGGAUGAUGGGCUAAAGGCAGCAGAGGAAGUUGGGUAUCCAGUAAUGAUCAAGGCCUCAGAAGGAGGAGGAGGAAAGGGAAUCAGAAAAGUCAAUAAUGCGGAUGACUUCCCUAACCUCUUCAGACAGGUUCAAGCUGAAGUCCCUGGCUCUCCCAUAUUUGUGAUGAGACUAGCAAAGCAAUCUCGUCAUCUGGAGGUGCAGAUCUUGGCAGAUCAGUAUGGCAAUGCUAUCUCUUUGUUUGGUCGCGAUUGCUCUGUACAGCGCAGGCAUCAGAAGAUUAUUGAAGAGGCACCAGCUGCUAUUGCUACUCCAGCAGUAUUUGAACAUAUGGAACAGUGUGCGGUGAAACUUGCCAAAAUGGUUGGCUAUGUGAGUGCGGGAACUGUGGAAUACCUCUACAGCCAGGAUGGCAGCUUCUACUUUCUGGAACUAAACCCUCGGCUACAGGUGGAGCACCCUUGUACAGAGAUGGUGGCUGAUGUCAAUCUCCCUGCAGCACAACUCCAGAUUGCCAUGGGGAUCCCUCUAUACAGAAUCAAGGAUAUUCGUAUGAUGUAUGGGGUAUCUCCCUGGGGUGAUGCUCCCAUUGAUUUUGAAAAUUCUGCUCAUGUUCCUUGCCCAAGGGGCCACGUUAUUGCUGCUCGGAUCACUAGUGAAAAUCCAGAUGAGGGUUUUAAGCCCAGCUCAGGAACAGUUCAGGAACUGAAUUUCCGCAGCAAUAAGAACGUCUGGGGUUAUUUCAGUGUUGCUGCUGCUGGGGGACUUCAUGAGUUUGCUGAUUCUCAGUUUGGUCACUGUUUUUCCUGGGGAGAAAACAGAGAGGAAGCAAUUUCAAAUAUGGUGGUGGCUUUGAAGGAGCUGUCUAUUCGGGGUGACUUUCGAACUACGGUUGAAUACCUGAUCAAAUUAUUGGAGACUGAAAGCUUUCAAUUGAAUAGAAUUGACACCGGCUGGCUUGACAGACUGAUAGCAGAAAAAGUACAGGCAGAGCGACCUGACACUAUGUUGGGAGUUGUCUGUGGGGCUCUCCAUGUGGCUGAUGUGAGCCUGCGGAACAGCAUCUCUAACUUCCUUCACUCCUUAGAAAGGGGUCAAGUCCUUCCUGCUCAUACACUUCUGAACACUGUAGAUGUUGAACUUAUCUAUGAGGGAGUCAAGUAUGUACUUAAGGUGACUCGACAGUCCCCUAACUCCUACGUGGUGAUCAUGAAUGGCUCCUGUGUGGAGGUAGAUGUGCAUCGGCUGAGUGAUGGAGGACUGCUCUUGUCCUACGAUGGCAGCAGUUAUACCACAUACAUGAAGGAAGAAGUGGAUAGAUAUCGCAUCACGAUUGGCAAUAAAACCUGUGUGUUUGAGAAGGAGAAUGACCCUUCAGUGAUGCGGUCACCUUCUGCUGGAAAAUUAAUCCAGUACAUUGUGGAGGACGGAGGCCAUGUGUUUGCUGGCCAGUGCUAUGCUGAGAUUGAGGUGAUGAAGAUGGUAAUGACUUUAACAGCCAUAGAGUCUGGCUGUGUUCAUUACGUCAAGCGGCCUGGAGCAGCUCUUGACCCGGGCUGUGUAAUAGCCAAAAUGCAAUUGGAUAACCCCAGCAAGGUCCAGCAGGCUGAGCUUCACACCGGUAGUCUACCACAGAUCCAGAGCACAGCACUUCAAGGGGAGAAGCUCCAUCGAGUGUUCCACUAUGUCCUGGAUAAUCUGGUCAAUGUGAUGAAUGGAUACUGCCUUCCAGAUCCUUUCUUUAGCAGCAGGGUAAAAGACUGGGUAGAGCGGUUGAUGAAGACCCUCAGAGAUCCCUCCUUACCUCUCCUAGAAUUGCAGGAUAUCAUGACCAGCGUCUCUGGCCGCAUACCCCCCAAUGUGGAGAAGUCUAUUAAGAAGGAAAUGGCUCAGUAUGCUAGCAACAUCACAUCAGUCCUCUGUCAGUUUCCCAGCCAGCAGAUUGCCAACAUCCUAGAUAGCCAUGCAGCUACACUGAACCGGAAAUCUGAGAGGGAAGUCUUCUUCAUGAACACUCAGAGUAUUGUCCAGCUGGUACAGAGGUACCGAAGUGGCAUCCGAGGCCACAUGAAGGCUGUGGUGAUGGAUCUGCUGCGGCAGUACCUGCGAGUGGAGACGCAGUUCCAGAACGGUCACUAUGACAAAUGUGUGUUCGCCCUUCGGGAGGAGAAUAAGAGUGACAUGAACACUGUACUGAACUAUAUCUUCUCUCACGCUCAAGUCACCAAGAAGAAUCUUCUGGUCACAAUGCUUAUUGAUCAGUUGUGUGGCCGGGACCCUACUCUCACUGAUGAGCUACUGAAUAUCCUCACAGAGCUGACUCAACUCAGUAAGACCACCAAUGCUAAAGUGUCACUUCGAGCCCGCCAGGUUCUUAUUGCCUCUCAUUUGCCAUCAUAUGAGCUUCGCCAUAACCAAGUAGAGUCUAUCUUCCUAUCAGCUAUUGACAUGUACGGACAUCAGUUCUGUAUUGAGAACCUUCAGAAACUCAUCUUGUCCGAAACAUCUAUCUUUGAUGUCUUACCAAACUUCUUCUAUCACAGCAACCAGGUAGUGAGGAUGGCAGCUCUGGAGGUGUAUGUUCGAAGGGCUUAUAUUGCCUAUGAACUUAACAGCGUACAGCACCGCCAGCUUAAGGACAACACCUGCGUAGUGGAAUUCCAGUUCAUGCUGCCCACGUCCCAUCCAAACAGAGGGAACAUCCCCACGCUAAACAGAAUGUCCUUCUCCUCCAACCUCAACCACUAUGGCAUGACUCAUGUAGCUAGUGUCAGCGAUGUGCUAUUGGACAACUCAUUCACUCCACCAUGUCAGCGGAUGGGCGGAAUGGUCUCUUUUCGGACUUUUGAAGAUUUUGUCAGGAUCUUUGAUGAAGUGAUGGGCUGCUUCUGUGAUUCCCCACCCCAAAGCCCCACAUUCCCUGAGGCAGGUCACACAUCUCUAUACGAUGAAGACAAGGUCCCCAGGGAUGAACCAAUUCACAUUCUCAAUGUGGCUAUCAAGACUGACUGUGAUAUUGAGGACGACAGGCUGGCAGUGAUGUUCAGAGAGUUUACCCAGCAAAAUAAAGCUACUCUGGUUGAGCAUGGAAUACGGCGCCUUACUUUCCUGGUUGCACAAAAGGAUUUCAGGAAACAGAUCAGCUACGAGGUGGAUCAGAGAUUUCAUAGAGAAUUCCCUAAAUUUUUCACAUUCCGAGCAAGGGAUAAGUUUGAAGAGGAUCGUAUCUAUCGUCACUUGGAGCCUGCCCUUGCCUUUCAGUUAGAGCUGAACCGGAUGAGAAAUUUUGACCUUACUGCCAUUCCCUGUGCUAAUCACAAGAUGCACCUGUAUCUUGGGGCAGCCAAAGUGGAAGUGGGUACAGAAGUGACAGACUAUAGAUUCUUUGUCCGUGCAAUCAUCAGACAUUCCGAUCUGGUUACCAAGGAAGCUUCUUUUGAAUAUCUGCAAAAUGAAGGGGAACGGCUGCUCCUGGAAGCCAUGGAUGAGUUGGAAGUCGCUUUUAAUAAUACUAAUGUCCGUACUGACUGCAACCACAUCUUCCUCAACUUUGUGCCUACAGUCAUCAUGGACCCAUCGAAGAUUGAGGAAUCUGUGCGGAGCAUGGUAAUGCGCUAUGGAAGUCGGCUGUGGAAAUUACGCGUCCUCCAGGCAGAACUGAAAAUCAACAUUCGCCUGACACCAACUGGAAAAGCAAUUCCCAUUCGCCUCUUCCUGACAAAUGAGUCUGGCUAUUACUUGGACAUCAGCCUGUACAAAGAAGUGACCGACCCCAGGACAGCACAGAUCAUGUUUCAAGCAUAUGGAGACAAACAGGGACCAUUACAUGGAAUGUUAAUCAACACUCCCUAUGUGACCAAAGACCUGCUUCAAUCAAAGAGGUUCCAGGCACAAUCCCUAGGAACAACAUACAUAUAUGAUAUCCCAGAGAUGUUUCGACAGUCCUUGAUCAAACUCUGGGAGUCUAUGUCCGCUCAAGCAUUCCUUCCUUCACCUCCUCUGCCUUCUGACAUGCUGACCUACACCGAACUCGUGUUGGAUGAUCAAGGUCAACUGGUCCACAUGAACAGGCUUCCAGGAGGAAAUGAGAUUGGCAUGGUAGCUUGGAAAAUGACCCUUAAAAGUCCUGAAUAUCCAGAAGGUCGAGAUAUCGUUGUUAUUGGCAAUGACAUCACAUACCAAAUUGGGUCCUUUGGGCCCCAGGAGGAUUUGCUGUUUCUCAGAGCUUCUGAGCUUGCCAGGGCAGAGGGAAUCCCACGUAUCUACGUAGCAGCCAACAGUGGAGCAAGAAUUGGACUGGCAGAGGAGAUUCGUCAUAUGUUUCAUGUGGCCUGGGUAGAUCCUGAGGAUCCUUACAAGGGAUUCAAAUAUUUAUACCUGACCCCUCAAGAUUAUAAGAGAGUCAGUGCUCUCAACUCUGUCUAUUGUGAACAUGUGGAGGAUGAAGGAGAAUCCAGGUACAAGAUAACCGAUAUUAUUGGAAAGGAAGAGGGACUUGGAACAGAGAACCUUCGAGGUUCUGGAAUGAUUGCUGGGGAAACCUCGUUGGCCUAUGAUGAGAUCAUUACCAUUAGCCUGGUUACAUGCCGAGCCAUUGGAAUUGGUGCUUACCUUGUCCGGCUGGGACAGAGAACCAUCCAGGUUGAAAAUUCUCACUUAAUUCUGACAGGAGCUGGGGCCCUCAACAAAGUUCUCGGACGGGAAGUCUAUACCUCCAAUAACCAGCUCGGUGGCAUCCAGAUCAUGCACAACAAUGGGGUGACCCACAGCACUGUUUGUGAUGACUUCGAGGGGGUUUUCACUGUCCUGCACUGGCUGUCUUACAUGCCUAAGAGUGUAAGCAUUUCAGUUCCCAUCCUGAAUUCCAAGGAUCCUAUAGACAGAAACAUCGAGUUUGUUCCCACAAAGGCCCCGUAUGAUCCUCGAUGGAUGCUGGCAGGCCGUCCUCACCCAACCCAGAAAGGUCAAUGGUUAAGUGGAUUUUUUGACUACGGGUCUUUCUCAGAAAUCAUGCAACCUUGGGCACAGACUGUGGUGGUUGGCAGAGCCAGACUAGGGGGAAUACCUGUGGGAGUAGUUGCUGUAGAAACCCGGACAGUGGAACUGAGUAUCCCAGCUGAUCCUGCAAACCUGGAUUCUGAAGCCAAGAUAAUCCAGCAAGCUGGCCAGGUUUGGUUCCCAGACUCUGCAUUUAAGACCUAUCAGGGCAUCAAGGACUUCAACCGUGAAGGGCUGCCCCUGAUGGUCUUUGCUAACUGGAGAGGCUUCUCUGGUGGGAUGAAAGAUAUGUACGACCAAGUGCUGAAAUUUGGUGCUUACAUCGUCGAUGGCUUACGGGAGUGCUCUCAGCCUGUGAUGAUUUACAUUCCUCCCCAGGCUGAGCUUCGGGGAGGCUCCUGGGUCGUGAUUGACCCCACCAUCAACCCCCGGCACAUGGAGUUGUACGCUGACCGAGAAAGCAGGGCCUCAGUUCUGGAGCCAGAAGGGACAGUAGAAAUCAAAUUCCGAAGAAAGGAUCUGGUGAAAACCAUGCGACGGGUGGACCCAGUCUACAUCCACUUGGCUGAGCGAUUGGGUACCCCGGAGCUCAGCGCUGCUGAGCGGAAGGAGCUGGAGAACAAGUUGAAGGAGCGGGAGGAAUUCCUAACUCCCAUUUACCAUCAGGUGGCCGUGCAGUUUGCUGACUUGCACGACACUCCAGGCCGGAUGCAGGAGAAGGGUGUCAUUAGCGACAUCCUGGACUGGAAAACAUCCCGCACCUUCUUCUACUGGCGGCUGAGGCGCCUCCUGCUGGAGGACCUGGUCAAGAAGAAAAUCCACAAUGCCAACCCGGAGCUGACUGAUGGCCAGAUCCAGGCCAUGUUAAGGCGCUGGUUUGUGGAAGUGGAAGGAACAGUAAAGGCCUACGUUUGGGACAACAACAAGGACCUGGUGGAGUGGCUGGAGAAGCAGCUGACAGAGGAGGACGGGGUUCGCUCAGUCAUAGAGGAAAACAUCAAGUAUAUCAGCAGAGACUACGUCCUCAAGCAGAUCCGCAGCUUGGUCCAGGCCAACCCAGAGGUCGCCAUGGAUUCCAUCGUCCACAUGACCCAGCACAUCUCCCCCACACAGCGAGCAGAGGUCAUCCGGAUCCUCUCCACAAUGGACUCCCCUUCCACGUAGGGGGGGCGUCCUGCUCACCCUGCCCCACCUCCCAGAGAAGGGCUGGAGCUGCCUUUUACCACUGAGCCCACUGACGAGAAGGCACAGGAGACCCAGCACUGGAAUCAAAGUGGCGUUUUGCUUCCCCUCGAACGCUUUCAGAUUCUGCAUGACAUACCAGGAUACAGGGUCAUGAAGCUCUGCUCCAGCCCAUCGGUCACAUCUAUCCAGUCUGUGCAGUAUUUAUUACCCUGGCUGGGAUGACAGUCCUCUCCCUGCACACACCCAAGAAGGCAAUGAAGGGUACACCAUACCACGAGGUCUUCCUACACAAGAGCAGGGCCGCCCCUCCUGUCCUCCAGCGCCGUGGUCCCCAGCCCCGUGAGCCUGCAGCACAGGCAGCAGGGGAGGGCUGGGGGGGGGGGGAAGCCUCGAGUCCGUGGCUUCUUUACCCCGUGUUUGGCUUGGUACACACUGAGCACUGGAGAGGACUCAUUCCCAGUCUGAGCACACUAAGGUACCUAUUUAUGAAGAAAAAUAGACUAGAGAAUCUGCAAGCUCUGUGGGAACUCAAAGGUGAGGGGCAACAGCAUGGUCCUCGGAGCGGGGAAAGAACAUAGACCAAGUCACUGUUGCAGAUUAGGGGCCUCGACCUUGAAUUCAAUUCUCUUAGAACAAAUGGAAAGAUGGCGACCUAUACUACCCUGCAUGGCACUGCUGGACUGGUCAGGGCCAGGGCGUGGGGGGCCCCAGCCUCUACCCAGGGCCCACAGGCAGUGCUGGAGCCGAGCUGGCAGAGGAGGUGGGGGGGGUGCUGCCCUCUCCGUAGCUGGUGGAAAGUAGUUAAUGGUGCCGCAGGGACAGUAGGCAGACAGUCUCUCUUUAGGACUUGGGAGGUUGUUGCUAUUGAGCCUGGAGCUCUGAUAGUCACAAGAAGUCAAUAGUGCCUGCAGAGUCGCUCGUGUGUCUCCAGGGCGACUCUCCUAGCGUCUGCAGUCCUCCUCCCAGCGGGCCUGCUGUCUUCCUGGGAUGUGCACCGGCAACAGGUGCGGCAGGGCUCCCCACAGUUGCUGACAGGAGCUCUGGUGACAUCUGUGCUCUCAGCACCAGGAUCACAGAAUCCACGUGACCUUAAGAUUACCUACGACUCCCUCAUGGUGCUGUCGUCUUUCUUCCAGGCUCGCCGGCCCCUCCCCAGCCAGCAGCAGGGGCCUCCUCAUGAGUGGUAGGAAGCAUUUGUUUAGUUCCAACCACCAGUUUAGUCAAGGAAAGAGCUUACUGAUUCCCCCAAAGCAAGAGUGGCAGGUGGUCAGGCCAGUGGAGCAUCCGGUUCCUACAGCGCAGCUGAUUGCCUUUAUCACUGACAACCAAGGAGGAAAUCACCAGAACAUUGGAGAAGCGCUGGUAUGAACACCGGUGUACAAAGCUGCAGUUUUGAGCCUUAACCCUCUAGCUCACACACAAGAGUGAGCUGCACGUCUCCUUCUUUGGGAACCGUUUGUGCAGGUGGGCACUGUGUGGCCGGAUGCGGCCCUGCUCGUCCCCAGGAGCUCAGAGCCUCGGCCAGGGCUGCCCUGCUUCAAGGUAUGAGUGUUUGGCACCAUCGGAGAAGGGCGGGAAAAGGUCUGGGGUGAUUUCCAGUUCACAAAGAAGCCUCUACUGUUGCUAACUUACUGAAGCCAGUAAGAAUUGACUUCCUCUUGGCCCAGACUGCCCCUCUACACUUCCUGCAGUGAAUACAACUCCCACACCGACGGCCGCUGUGAAGUCCUGGACGCCCCAGCUGGCUGGUCCCCGCCUGUGCCUGCCCCAGCUUCCUGCAGAGGCGGGCUCCGCUCAUUUACCUCUCCCCACUCCGUCCACCAAAUUGUGAAACACUAAGCAAAUCCGUUUCCUCUCCAGAGCCCUGUAAUGCCUGUUCCUCCGUCUCCAGAGCACCUCACAUUAAGUCUUACCCUGUACAAGGAUUUUCACGUGGAGAAGUCAGAAGGAGCCACCGAACGCGGCGAUCUGGCAUCGCCGCAGCCCGUUACACGCACAGGGUCCCCGAGGCAGGGGGAGUGUAAGUGACGCAUUGGCCAAGACCCGCGAAGCUGGGACCGCGUGUCAUCUGUUCACCUCGUUCACAAAGCAGCCUUCACUUGUCUCUGUGAGAAUUCGAUGGACACGUACCCUGACGAGCAAGGAGCUUCAGUCAGAUGUAUUCUUUUCACAUUUUGUUGAAUAAACCUCCACCUUUGUAGAAGAGUUGCUGUUGGUCAUUUCAGCCGCUGCGCAGCCGCUCGUUCUUGACCCCCUCAGAGCAGGGGUGCCUCCAGCCCCGGUGGGGGUGCCCCUGCUCCCUGCUGAAAGCAGAACUGUCGUCAUGACAGAAUGGGACAUGCUGCUUCUGCAAAGUGACAGUGUUCAGCUGCUUGGUGGCUUCUCGGAUACGCACACCUGUGAUGGCGUGGGCAGUUCCACAAGUAUUCUUAAGGUGGAUACGAAGAUUUGAACCUCCUGGUUUGCACGAUGUUGUGGGGAUUUCCCAAGUCACAGGACUAGUGAACCAUUUUCAGAGGGCACCUCAGGCCACUUUCACAGAGAGGUUUUAGAUUCCCUUAACGAUUUGGCUACUUAAUGGGUUUUGAAUGCCAACUUUUGAUACCAAAAAACACUGUGGGCAGGAAACUCAUGAGUGUGUGCCUUCAACCCUCUGCCUCAGUUUCUCUCUAUGAAUCCAUGUGACUGAAGAAAAAAAAAAAAACACCAGUCCCUAAACAGGUGCAAAGAGAGGCAGAGGCCUGACGAGAGCAGGGCGGGAAACACGGACUCUUACUGACCAUUCAGCUCCGUGCCAUGUCUCUGUGCGACAUGCAGCAAAGGGUGGCUUUUUCUGAAGUGAAAUAAAAUGGCACGUACAAUCAGUUUGAAUCACCCUAAGCUAGAUGUUCUAGAACGGGGAGUAAGGAGGGAGCCAGGGGGGGCGCUGCUCCGCCUCCGGCUGCUGCACUCCACAGGCAUCGGCCCCGCACGGACCUGAAGCUGUCCCUCCUUUGGGCCAGCACCUGUCCGUGUUCCUGGGGAAGGCGGGCAAGACGAACAGGAGAAGACUCUGCCUCUGCCUCAGGGAACUUGCCUGAUGCAUCCAGUGCUUUCCUCUGGUGGGGAGCAACAUCCUUAAGUCUUUUUAAUAAAAGAAAAAUGUAAGCUUCCACUGCUAUUACAUUGGGGUAAUAAGGGAAAGGUUGAACAGCGAGGGUUGUGUGGUCUGAUCCUGGGCUCACCUGUAUCUCCCCAACUGGAAAACAAGAACCCGGUGGUGAACGCAGGUGCCUCCGAUUGCGAGGCCGCGUCAGGCUGCAGUGAGAGGCGGGAGCGGCGCUGAGCUGGGAGGCGGGCCUGCCCCAGUCCACAGGGCGAGGCAGUGUGUGAGUGGUGCCGACAAGGGCUGAAGCCUGUUUAUCCUCUGAGUGGGGAGUAAGGCAGGGUCUCCCAGCUAGGGCACCAACACCUGCAAAGUUAUUCAGGGGACACUAGGAAUGCCCGCUGGACAAAGCACAGGGAGGUGGACAACGAAAUCUGAAAAAGCAAGUAGGCAACACUGUGAAGAUCGGUCAGCGCUGGGCCACAGAACAGGUAUGUCCUGGAGAGAAUGGGACACCUUGGAUGGUUUGGGGACAGGGGAAGCCUGGAUAAAAAGAUUUAGAAAGCAGCCAAGUUGAGUAAAAAGAGCACACAGCCGUGGAUACCAAGAAAUCCACCUCCAGGCUCAGCAACAUGUGCCUCCGUCCCUGAGGAGAGCUCACCAAGCCCAGGCCACCCCAGUGGGCGUGGAUGGAGUGGCGGCGGCCCCUCAGUGCCCCAGAAACCCCGCGCGCGCCGCAGGCGGCAGAUGGCGGCGGUUUUACCAACCAGGGAGCAGCGCCGGCUGCUGUCACAUGCUGGUCAGUGGGCAGGUGGUGUUGGGUUGACCAAAAAGUUCACUGGGUUUUUUCCAUACGCUGGCUCUAGUAGUGCUUAGUUGUCUAACUUCAUUUGAAACAAUUUUAUUAGACUAUUGUGACAGCUGUCUUAUCAGCAUGCAUUUUUUUAAAAAAGCAUCAAAAUUGGGGAAUUUUUGUGCAGCCAUUUUAAUAUUGAAGAUGGAAGAAAAUACGCAACACUUUCGGCAUAUUAUGCUUUGUUAUUUCAAGAAAGGUAAAAACACAACUGAAAUGCCAAAAAAGGAUUUGCGCAGUGUAUGGAGGAGGUGCUGUGACUGCUAGAACAUGUCAGAAGUGAUUUGUGGAGUUUCCUGGUACUACUGACAUUUUGGCCAAACAAUUCUUUGCUGUGGGGCUGACACACCGGAAGAUGUUUAGCAGCACCCUGGCCUCCACCCACUAGAAGCCAAUAGCAGGAUAUAGCCAACAUACUCAGAACAUCCAAAUCAAUAAAGUUAUUGGUGAGAAUGAAAAAUGUGUCUUUUAUUGUACAGAAAAAAAAACCAUGUGGACUUUUUGGCCAACCCAAUAACAAUAAAUAAUGGGAAUGGGACACAUCCCCCAAAACAUCGGACCCCUGUGGCGGGCAGAGGGGCAGAGUGAUGAUGGAGCCUUAGCGCUGAGAGGACUUGGUCCGGCCAGAGGGCUCAGCCCGUCGGCGACUGUGGGAGAUGAGUUAACUGGCCUUCUGGAGUUAGCAGGAAGGACUGGGGAUGAGGACCGACAAAAACCACCAAAGAGGAACAGGCCCCGAGUCAGGGAAAGGUUUGCAGCACCACUGCCUGCACUGGCACGUACCCUCGUGGACCCGGAGAGCGCGGAUUCUGCAGGAAGUCUGACUGGGUUCGGAUACGGCCCCUCAAUCCUGCCCUUUGGCAGCCCCUGACCCCUAAGUGUGAAAUGUGGACAACAACAAGGACCUCCAAGUGGCUUUUUGAAAAUUACCUAAAUUAAUUCAUGUGGACCAAUUAGUGGGCACUGGUAACACAUUUUCAAAUGUCAGAUUCCUCCAUACCCUGUCUCUUCCUUGUGCUCACAAGGUAGGGGACCUGCAUCACUCGAGAGAGCCUUCCUCGAACAUUUUCAGAGAAACAUCCCCUUACAAAAGCAGGUUUAGGGAGUGUCACUAAGCAUUGAGUUAUGGACACUUAAGCAAAAGGACCGCUGGGGAGUGCUGUAGUUGGACUGUCUGUGCACCCCGCUCCCAAACUGAUACAUCGAAAUCCCAACGUCAGCAAGUGCUGGUGUUAGAAGGUGGGAACUUUGAGAGAUACUUUGUCAUGAGGAUGGAAUUAGUGCCUUAUAAACGGGGUCCUGAGAGAUCCCAUUCCAUCAUGUGCAGAUGCAAGUCUACCACCCGGAAAAAAACCCUUGCCCACCCUGAUCUCUGGCUUCCAGAACUGUGAGGAAUAAAUUUCUGUUGUUUAUAA